Messenger RNA from Botrytis fragariae, 1236 nucleotides. Its product is annotated as putative mfs monocarboxylate transporter protein. Bases 1 to 1236 code for a protein of 411 amino acids. Gene Ontology annotation, cellular component: fungal-type vacuole membrane. NCBI's taxonomy places the organism in Eukaryota, Fungi, Ascomycota, Leotiomycetes, Helotiales, Sclerotiniaceae. The transcript has 4 exons. The record is from RefSeq and is a predicted model, not a curated record. Gene Ontology annotation, biological process: transmembrane transport. Gene Ontology annotation, molecular function: transmembrane transporter activity.
AUGACUUCUGAUGAUGGUUCCGAGCAACAGCCAGUGGCAGAACAAACACAAAGUCUUCCCGUCAAUAGAAAUGCCAUCUCAACCACCGAGAAAUCGAAAGUUGAUGGUCAUCACCAUGAAGAUCUACCCCCACCCAACGGUGGUUUGGUUGCUUGGACGCAGGUCACCGGCGCGUUUUUUCUUUUCUUUAAUACUUGGGGAAUUGUCAACACUUUCGGCGUAUAUCAGACAUACUAUCAACUUGAUAUGUUGGCUUCGGAAUCGUCCUCAAACAUUGCUUGGAUUGGUUCCUUCCAAGGCUUUCUGUUAUUUCUCGGAAGUGCUGUAACGGGCCCGUUUUUUGAUAUGGGAUAUCUGCGGAUGCUUCUUUCCCUUGGCUUCGGCAUGCUGUUCUUGCUAAGUGUUGCUAUUGUAUCACAGUACUUCUCGACCAAAAGGGCCUUUGCUUUUGGGAUCGCUGCCAGUGGCAGUAGUCUUGGUGGCGUGUUUUAUACUUUGAUAUUUCGGGCACUGCAGCCUCGUGUUGGCUUUGGAUGGGCCACUCGAAUCAUUGCGUUUAUAAUGCUCGUUACUCUAGUGAUCCCGGUACUUGGCAUGAAGCUGCGCGGCGAGUCGAGUACUACAAGACGUGAUUUUCUAGACCUGACGGCUUUCAAGGCAAAACCAUACUUGGCUUUCUGUCUCAGCGACUUCUUCGGGUUCAUGAGUAUCUACGUAACCUUCUUUUAUAUUCAGCUCUAUGCCGAAGAGCAGGUUAGUAUCAGUUCUUUACUAGCGUCUUAUCUUUUGACAAUCACCAAUGCGGCCUCUACAAUUGGUCGAUUGAUUCCAAACUUCUUCGCCGAUAAGAUCGGACCCCUUAUUAUCCUUAUUCCGUUUGCACUUGUAGUAACGGUUCUGUGCUUUGGAUGGAUUGGAAUUACAUCGGAGGCUGGAAUAGUGGUUUUCUGUUUUCUGUAUGGAUUCUUUUGCGGCGCAUUUGUUUCAUUGCCCGGCAUCAUUGUCAUAACGAUAUCGCCAAAUCUGAAAACUAUCGGCAUUCAACUUGGGAUGGCACUCAGUAUCUCAGGGUUCGGUAUGCUCAUUGGAGAACCGAUUGCGGGAGCAAUAUUGGAUGCCAAUAGCGGGUGGAAGGGGCUACAAGCUUUUUGUGGAGCAAUGAUACUUUUAUCUGGGGCGUUCGCUCUGUUGGCACGACUCUAUAGGACUGGACCUAUCUUGAUGGCUAAAGCGUAA